This is a messenger RNA of Herpailurus yagouaroundi (jaguarundi), 1914 nucleotides long. Its product is annotated as NXPE family member 3-like. Bases 195 to 1694 code for a protein of 499 amino acids. NCBI's taxonomy places the organism in Eukaryota, Metazoa, Chordata, Mammalia, Carnivora, Felidae. The record is from RefSeq and is a predicted model, not a curated record. The transcript is spliced from 6 exons.
CCUGAACCAAAACCAGGAGUUGAACGCUUAACUGACUGAGACUCAGGUUCCAGAGGGUAGAUUUACAGCAAGUUCGGCUGCUGUAACUCCACAGUGACUUCUCUGCCAUUCAGUGGGCCGUGACUUGAGUCAUCUCCAAAAGAUCUGGAUCUCAGCCCUAGGAGAAGUAGCUGCCUCUUAUCUCUGCUAUUCUUAUGAAUCGUUGUUCUUGGGAAGAAUCCACUCUGACUCUCUCAGAAUUGCUGGAUCAUAAUUGCUCCAAGGGUGUGUUGAAACUUCUCCACUGGACACUUGAACUUCUACAAAAGUCAUCUCAUCCAUGGGUCUUGAUCACACACCAGAUGUCUAGUAAACAACUCCAGGCUUCCACAGACCUAUUCAUCAGACCGUUCAGGUGGCACAUGAUUGUGACUGUGGGAUCAGUCAUUGCAAUUUGUAUCUUGUACAUCAGAGUUUCCUGGCCUAACAGCAUGGUCCCUCUGCCCCCACAGCCCCGCCCUGCCUGCAAGUCCUCUGGCUGUCUCCCCAAGGAGCUCUCGGACCUGACCCAUCUUUUGCACUGGCCUCCCACCCCAGGAGAUGCGGGGGACCUUUUGGCCUCCACCAGUCCCCAGACUUCCACCUACCACCUGAGGGAUCAUUCCCAGGCCAGCUACACCCUGGGAGGCUCCCUAGAGGCCAUCCUUGUCGCCAGAGACCACCAGGGCAGGCCCAAGACCUGUGGUGGAGAUCUGUUUCGGGCACAGCUGCUGGGUCCCCACCUGAAGGCAGGAGUCCCUGGGGAUAUCCAGGAUCUGGAGAAUGGCACCUACCUGUUGUCCUUCCCUCUGCUGUGGGCUGGGCAGGCCCAGGUGCGAGUGCAGCUGAUCCACUCCAGCGAGGCACUUAGGGUCCUGCGGGGAAUCUGGAGAGACCAAUGGGCCACAGUUGAUUUCAUGGGCUAUUUCCGAGGACCCACAGGGUAUGAAGAAAUUGUGACUUGCAAUGUUAACCCCCUGCUAACUGGGGAGGAAGAGUCUACCUGUCACUACAAGGAUGAAGAUUCUGGUGAGCUCUGGUUCUGUGCUCGACCCCCAACCCUGCCCUGCAACUCACUGGUAGGGCAUUCAAGUGGACAUUACUGGAAUAUGACCACACCACACGAGGAGGCCCUGCUGGCAUGCCCUGAAGCCUAUGGAUCUACACACCACAUAUUAGACGGGGCCCCUGAUGGUGGUGGAGACCGCUCGGGGCAUAGUGCUGCACUGGUAGGCCCACAGCUGGCCCCUGCGCUCCCUGCACUCACCAGUGGCCUCCCUGCACUCUGUGGUCUGGGAACUGGGGGGCCUGGCCGGGGGCCCCCACACAGUGGUGGUGCUGGGCCUGGGCGCCCACUUCACCACCUUUCCCCAUCUGUCUUUGUGCAACGACUCGCAGGGAUCAGGGCAGCCGUGGCUGCGCUGCUGGCCCGCGAGCCCCGCACUGUCGUGGUCAUCAAGCUGGCCAAUACCGGCUACAAGUCUGUGUAUGGCAGUGACUGGUUCACCCUCCAGGUGAACCGGCUUCUCCGAGCCGCCUUUGCUGACCUCCGUGUGGCCUUUGUGGACGCCUGGGAAAUGACCUCCAGUCUGGCUCUGCCCGACAGGAUCCACCCAGGGCAGCUUAUUGUCCGCAAUGAGGUCAACUUCCUCCUGUCCUUCAUUUGCCCCAUUUGAGCGCUUCUGCGGGUCCUGGGCUGUGUGGAUGGAGGCGCUGGUGUGAGGAUCAAGCCUGGAAGCCCUUCCCCUCAGCUGUCUGUACCUCUUCUCUUAACUUUUUGUUUGUUUGUUUGUUUGUUUGUUUUGGAUGAGGGAAAAAAAGAUUUUUUAUUGUAUUUUAAUUCAAACUUAUUGGGUUCCUGGUGAGUUUUAAAUUUAAAAUACUUUAUUAGCCAAU